AGUGAAAAGGGAAAAGAAAUCAUUCCAGAGGAAGCUACGAAUGGCGAAACAGCAGCAGCUGUACCACAGGAGCAGACGGAAGUGUCGGAAGUCGAGAAUCAAGAGCUUGCUUAUGAUCCGAAUGCAUACCCUGGUUACAUCUGGAAUUACGAAACGCAGCAAUGGGAUGUGGAUCCAAACUACGAUCCUAGCCAAAACCCCUCAGUAUAUAAUGCUGGUUACGAUCAAGGGAAUUAUCAGUACGAUUAUAGUGGCGUAGCCGCAGCUGAUGGUUAUACUUACCCUAGUACUUAUGGGCAAACGUAUUCGUAUGAUCAAAAUGAUGGCUAUACGGCCGCGGGUUACCAGCAAACUGCUGAGGGAACUUACGAUCAAAAUGCUCAGCAAUACUAUGGGCAAACUGCUGGAUACGAUCAACAGGCUGGAUACGACCAGCAAGCCAACUAUCAGUAUGAUCAAACCGGGCAGUAUGCUGGUUAUGAUCAAACUGCGGGUGGUUACGACCAAACCGCAAGUGGUUACGGUCAAACCACCGCUGGUUACGAUCAGGCUACCGCCGGUUACGAUCAGAAUGCAAGUGCUUAUGGUCAAGCUGGCUAUGACCAAAGAGCUGGAGCUUAUGGCCAAACUACGGCUGGUUACGAUCAAACCACAGCUGGCUAUGAUCAAAAUGCCAGCGCCUACGCUCAACAACCCUAUUAUGACACCGCGGCAACGAUGCAGGUGGACACGAACUACCAGAAUGGCUCUUACUAUCAGACACAUGCUGGUUACGAUCAAACAGUCACGGAAUAUACUGAACCACCCAUUGGCCUUCAAGAUUACACUCCUAGCCCACAGCCAAGCGAGUAUAGCACGACGCCAGUAGCACCAGGAGAUGAGCAGCAGAAUGCACCGACAAGCUAUGAUUAUUCACAGUAUGCCCAGAGCUAUGGUACUGACUAUUCAGGCUAUCAACAGACACAACCACAAGCUCAAUCAUAUGGUGAGUUUCAUGUUUAA
This is a messenger RNA of Cylicostephanus goldi, 1002 nucleotides long. The record is from the annotation of a GenBank genome assembly. Lineage: Eukaryota; Metazoa; Nematoda; Chromadorea; Rhabditida; Strongylidae.